Boeremia exigua is the source of this 1495-nucleotide messenger RNA. RefSeq lists its product as uncharacterized. The transcript is spliced from 2 exons. Gene Ontology annotation, molecular function: nucleotide binding. Lineage: Eukaryota; Fungi; Ascomycota; Dothideomycetes; Pleosporales; Didymellaceae. The record is from RefSeq and is a predicted model, not a curated record. The coding region runs from base 324 to 1394 and encodes 356 amino acids.
GACCUGGAGAAGAUGCCGGCUGGUGGUCGGUGCCCCGCACUCGCACGGUGUGACUUCCACUUGCAAGCACUCCUACAUGACUACAACAACAUGGCCUGUGUACUUCGUACGUCCUAAAGAGCUCCCUCAACACAUUGUAGAUGACGUAACGAUGUGGCGCUUUAGAAUUUCUGAAGUUCGCAGGUUGUAGUCAAAACUUUACGGCUCACGCUUCGGAUAAGUAUUGAUCCAGCAUCAGCCCGGCAAUAACUGGUAGAGCUUGUUCCCGAUGUGGUACAUAGUCACGAUCAUUCACCGUACUUGAACCCUACAGUUGCUCCACAAUGUCCUCGUUGGAGAUUCUCAAGGUUGCCAUUAUCGGUCAAGGAGCCAUUGGCCCGCGACACGCAGAUGCCGUUCUCAGUGUGUCUGGACUCGCGUUGGCUUGUAUCGUGGACCCCCACCCACCCGCAGUUGCAGGGGCCGUCAAAUAUAAAUGUCCGGUCUUCCUGUCGGUCAGGGCGAUGCUCGACAGUGAAAACGUCCAGGUCGACGCAGCCAUUGUGUGCACGCCGAAUCACACCCACGUUACUAUCGCCAAGGAGCUGCUGCAGAACGGUAUCCACGUUCUCUGCGAGAAGCCAAUAUGUGUGGAUGUUGAGAGCGGACGAGAACUGGUUGAAUAUGCGCAAAAGUGCAACCGUACUCUCUUGAUAGGCCAUCAUCGCCGCUUCAAUCGGUAUGCAGUAGCAGUGAAACAGCACCUUCCUACGCUUGGACGUCUCAUAGCAAUCAACGGGCUAUGGACAAUAUAUAAGCCUCUACUGUAUUUCGAUCCUCCGACAGAUUGGCGUCGACUGGUUUCUGCAGGGCCAAUCUUCAUCAAUUUGAUUCACGAGAUCGACCUGCUUCAUUUUUGGUACGGUCCCAUCACGCGAGUGUAUGCGGAGCAAGCUCUCUCUCAGAGAGGCUUCGAUGCAGAAGAGGGCGCAGCAAUCACCCUGCGAUUCGAAAGUGGCAUGAUAGGCACGUUCCUUCUAUCUGAUGCGGUUGUCUCACCUUAUAGCUUUGAGAGUGGCACUGCCGAGAAUCCAAUUAUACCGCCUACUGGACAAGACUUCCAUCGAGUUUUCGGCUCAAAAGGGACGUUGAGUGUCCCGGACAUGGUGCGAUGGGACUAUGGUGACGAAGGGAAUAGCUGGAACAACGAGCUGAGAAGCACAAAACUCGAUGUGCCUGACAUGAAAAUUCCUUUCGAAGCUCAAAUGGAACAUUUUGCUAGGGUCAUCAGAGGCGAAGAACAUGCUAGCUGCGAUGGUAUCGAGGGACUCAGGGCUGUUGUAGUGUGCGAGGCGAUCAAAACGUCAAUGAAAGAGAGCCGACCCAUCGAGAUCAAGCUUCACGGUCAAGGAUAGGCGGUUGGCAGCAUUAACGUUGCGUAGCCGCAGCGAAUUGUUAAAGUGUUGUUGAUCAAGGAUCACAAGCAACUGAAUUGAUUGAUAGACAUAGAACAAGU